UAAAACCCUAAAGGCUAAAACCCUUCACGCAAUCUACUGCUCUACUCUCUUCUUCCCCCCGAAGGUUUAAAAUGGCAAAAAAUCCAAAGGUUUUCUUUGACAUAGCAGUGAAAAAAUGCAAGGCAGGAAGAAUAGUAAUGGAGCUAUUUUCAGACGUGACCCCCAAAACCGCAGAAAACUUUCGCGCUCUGUGCACAGGAGAGAAAGGAAUCGGAAAAUCUGGGAAACCCUUACAUUACAAGGGCUCUCAAUUCCACCGCAUUAUUCCGGGCUUCAUGUGCCAAGGCGGGGAUUUCACAAAAGGCAAUGGAACAGGUGGAGAGUCGAUAUAUGGAGCGAAGUUUGAUGAUGAGAACUUCAAGCUGAAGCACACUGAACCCGGUCUUCUAUCGAUGGCAAAUGCUGGGGCAAACACGAAUGGGUCCCAGUUCUUUAUCACCACCGAUAGGACAACUUGGCUUGAUGGGAAGCAUGUUGUGUUUGGGAAGGUGGUUGAUGGGUAUAGCACUGUUGUUAAAGCCAUGGAGCGCGUUGGUUCGCCUCAAGGGAACCCUUCUGCAGAGGUUGUGAUCGAAGAUUGUGGAGAGAUUACUGAGAACUAGCAGCUGCCAGUCAGUUGUCAAAACCGUUGUGAAUAAAUUGGACGAGUCCAGCUCCUCUCCAUCUCCUACCACCCAUUCCCAGUUCAUUUCUUUUUCCUUCGUAUCUUUCCCUACCUUUUUCCCUGUAUCUUAGUCAUCCAUAUACCCCCCCACCUGUUUAUUUCCAUCCUUCAACGGAUGUUCUAUAUAUGGUUUAGCUCAUUUUAAGGAUGCUAGUUAUAUUACGUGCAUUCACCCUAUGGAUUGUUGUGGACUUGUCGGUGAAUUGAGUUUUGGGCAAUGAAAGAACCAGACAGAAAGCUUUUGAUUAUCAAUGAGUUGUAUGUGUGUUAUUUUUGUUUGCCAAUUAAAUUCAUUGUGUGGUAAUAAAAGACUAAGUAAGCAUUUUUGUUACUAAGGAA
Messenger RNA from Cuscuta epithymum, 1003 nucleotides. Lineage: Eukaryota; Viridiplantae; Streptophyta; Magnoliopsida; Solanales; Convolvulaceae. The record is from the annotation of a GenBank genome assembly.